Molecule: messenger RNA, 2332 nt
Organism: Periophthalmus magnuspinnatus
Lineage: Eukaryota; Metazoa; Chordata; Actinopteri; Gobiiformes; Gobiidae
Gene: tacc1
Product: transforming, acidic coiled-coil containing protein 1
Exons: 12
Coding region: 282-1748 (488 amino acids)
Biological process (GO): cerebral cortex development; cell population proliferation; mitotic spindle organization
Cellular component (GO): cytoplasm
Source: RefSeq, a predicted model, not a curated record
GAGAGAGAGAGAAAGAGAAAGAGAGAGGGAGUGACUACAGAUGCUCUGGUAAUCUGCCACAGAGUCAAAGCAAAGCAGUUGCAAAACGUCUCCUCUCCUUUGACAACACAGAACAGGAUUGAAAAACCACAGAGGAAUUGGAUUAAACAAGCAGUACCGAAAAAUAGGAAUAGCUGACAUUUGCAAGAAGAGGAACACUGACGCACUCUGUGUUGAAUCGUUUCUGAAGGAAGUUUGUUGCUGUACGUUUGUGGUGAAGUCUUUAUUUUGGUGCUGCUGGGAUGUCCUGGUUGUCUCCAGUCCAGUGGGCAAAAUGGACAUGGUCAGCAGUGACAGGAGGAACAGGCGAAGAGGAAGCUAAAAAUGAAGGAGAGGACAAUUCAGAUUCAGAAGGGGCAUUUGACACUCCAGAGGCAGAAUCCCCAGGAGUGGCUAAACUGUUGGGACAACUGGACAACACAAACCACAUAGCCCCAUCUGAUGCCUCAAACCACUUUCUGGACCAGAACUCCAACCAGGACAUUGCUCCAGCAUCACCUGAAGAUGACACUACAGCUGACCUCACAAGCUCCGCCCCUAGCACUGUCCUGGGGCACAGCUUUGGGUUGGACCAAAACCUCAACUUAACCCUUGGCUCCAAACCCUGUCCUUCAUCUCGCUCCCCAACCACACGCCCUCCCUCCCUCUCUGUCCACUCCAAACCAGACCCUGCAGAGGUGGAUGAUGAAGCACCCAUAACUUCAGAUUCAAGUCCAGACUCAAACCUCAUUUCCCCCAAUAACAGUUAUUUGGACAGUGACUUACUUAACGGCAACAUGAACUCUGAUAAACUGAGCUGUAACCUGGAAGGACCUAAAACCACAAUGAUCACAAACUCCUGUAAAAUGAAGUCGAACCUCAAAGUCCAGGAGGAGCCUCACAGGAAACAUGCCACUGAUGAAGAAAAGUUGGCCGUCACAGUUGGUGGUAAACCAGACCAGGACCAGAUCAUUGAAGAUUGCCGUGUGAAAUCUUUAGAGUCUGACUGUUGCGCUUUGAAUGAUGACCCCGACAACACGAAGAACAGGGAAACAGGAAGUAACAUGCAGAAAACAGGAAGUCAGGUGCUUGACUCCAUUUGCAUCAGUGAAGAGGAGAAGCAAGCUGUUCUCACUCUCAUCCGGGAAGAGAUCAUUACUAAAGAGGUAGAAGUGAGCAGCUGGAAGCACAAAUUUGAAGAGAGCAGACAAGAAGUCUCUGAGAUGAGGAAAAUAGUAGCAGAAUAUGAAAAGACAAUAGCUCAAAUGAUAGAGGAUGAGCAGCGGAGUAAAAUGACUUCCCAGAAGUCUUUGCACGCCAUGACGAUGGAAAGGGACACAGCUCUGGCUGACCUGAACUCUGUGGAGCGCUCUCUCUCUGAUGUGUUCCGACGAUAUGAAAACAUGAAAAGCACACUGGAGGGUUUCAAGAAAAAUGAAGAAGUGUUGAAGAAGUGUGCUCAAGACUAUCUGGCCAAAAUCAAACAAGAGGAGCAGAGAUAUCAGACUCUGAAACUUCAUGCAGAGGAAAAGUUAGACAAGGCCAAUGAAGAGAUCGCUCAGGUGCGGGCCAAGUUGAGCUCGGAAAAUGUGGCCCUCACUGCCGGCCUGAGAAAAGAGCAGAUGAGGGUAGAGUCUCUGGAGCAGGCCUUACAACAGAAGAAUCAGGAGAUGGAGGAACUCACUAAAAUUUGUGAUGAGCUCAUUGCCAAAAUGGGAAAAACAGACUGAGUAAGACAGAGCCAAUCAAGGAGAGACUUUUUAACCUGUGCCAGCCUUGCAUUUCAGAGACUCUUUUGUUAAUCAUGUAAUGCAAAUGUACAAUGCAUUUUAAUAUUGCACUAUUGUUAGUCAGUGAGCUGCUUUUAAAGUAUGUAAAAUGUUCUGUUAGAAAAUCUACAAUGACAUCUAUUGGAGAGUUUAUGGAAACACUUCAUUGUAUGUUUGAAUGAGCUUUAGGCAAGAGUUGUUUCUUAUGAUGCUAAGUAUGUUUAUAUUACUCUGAAACAAGUGUCGUCUGAGCCUGAAUCGUGCAAAGUUGUAAGUUGUAUUACCAGUGAGGUUAUAAUAUUGUAGCUACAUUUUGUGCCAUUUGUUUCCAUUUCUACAUGUAUUUAAAACAUUGCACUAAUCAUGGUUAGAACAACCUGUGUUACUUUGUCUUGAGUGUCAAACUAACAAACCCUUAUGGACUCUAAUUUGUACACACCCAUAGCCAUCUUGAUUUAAUAACAAUUUGCUCGCUGCACUUUUUCUUCACAUUAUCCAGAUUUUGACUAUUGUUGACAUGUUGCGUAAAAUUCUUUAUAUUUUGA